GCAACUUCACAAAUCAUUCAAGCAAACAAAUUUAGAAACAUUUUUCUUAAAUCUGAGAAAUUCAGUUUUUUCUUCAAAACAUUUGAAAUGGGUUUCCGUUUACCUGCUAUUAGACGAACUUCAUUUACAAGUAGCCAAGCAUCAUCAAAAGCUGUGAAUGUACCAAAGGGCUAUCUUGCAGUAUAUGUUGGAGAGCAAAUGAAGCGGUUUGUUAUCCCCAUGUCAUACUUGAACCAAGCUUCCUUUCAAAACUUAUUGAGUCAAGCAGAGGAAGAAUUUGGAUAUGAUCACCCAAUGGGUGGCCUCACGAUUCCUUGCACAGAAGACAUUUUCAUGGAAAUUACUUCUCGCUUCAAUGGGCUAUAAAUCUUACACUAAAGAAGACUGACAUAGAUUAGCUAGGACACUUUGUAUACUAUAGUCAUGAUUUAGAUUUGUAAAAUUUUUUUUCCCUUUUCCUACCAUUGGAAUGGGUUAGCCUUGUCCAUCUGAAAGACAAAUUCAGCAAGAGAUUGUUUGUUGUUAUUUCUUUCUAAUUCUAAUCAUAAUGACACAUUGUAUUCA
Messenger RNA from Medicago truncatula (barrel medic), 564 nucleotides. RefSeq names its product auxin-induced protein X10A. Lineage: Eukaryota; Viridiplantae; Streptophyta; Magnoliopsida; Fabales; Fabaceae. The transcript has a single exon. The coding region runs from base 88 to 366 and encodes 92 amino acids. Gene Ontology annotation, biological process: response to auxin. The record is from RefSeq and is a predicted model, not a curated record.